CUGGGCCAGCACGCACUGAUGGUGGAGAUAAGAAGUUAUGCAACAUGUUUUUAACUGUGGCUCAUCCUCUGUGCAGCUCACACACCUCAACCGAGAGAAGCAGUGACGGAGCGCAGAGCUCAGGACUCACAGCAGGACGCACAGCAGGACGCACGAUGGGCUACUUUCCGGACUUUUCCAUCGAAACCUGGAUGUUAAUAGUGUUCCUCAUCACUCUCAUCGCAGUGUAUGGAUAUGCUCCAUAUGGUGUUUUUAAGAAGUUAGGCAUCCGUGGACCCAAACCUUUGCCCUUUAUUGGAACAUUUCUGGAGUACAGGAAGGGUYUCCACAAUUUUGACACGGACUGCUUCAAGAAAUAUGGCAGGGUGUGGGGGUSUUACGAUGGCAGACAGCCUCUCUUGGCUAUAAUGGACACAGCCAUGAUCAAAACAGUCUUGGUUAAGGAGUGUUAUUCUGUCUUCACCAACAGACGGGAUUUUGGCCUAAACGGACCUUUACGUGAUGCUGUAUCAGUAGUAGAAGAUGAGGAAUGGAAGAGGAUUCGCAAUGUGCUCUCGCCAUCAUUCACCAGCGGCCGACUGAAAGAGAUGUACACUAUAAUGUUUAAACACUCAAGUAACCUGAUCAAGAGUCUUCACAAGAAAGUCGAGGCGGAUGAAGUCAUUGAGGUCAAAGAAGUAUUUGGACCGUACAGUAUGGAUGUUUAUUGUCAUAAUAGCAACAAUACAAUAGUUGAAUUAUGUUGUGUGUGUGUUGCAGGGCUGACUGAUAAUGAAAUCCUGUCUCAGGCCAUGUUUUUCAUCUUUGCUGGCUAUGAAACCAGCAGCAACACACUUYGCUUUAUAUCCUACAACCUGGCAACCAAUCCUCACAUCCAAAAGACCUUGCAAAAGGAGAUUGAUGAAACCUUUCCAGAAAAGUGUCAGCCCACCUAUGAAGCUGUGAUGCAGAUGGAAUACCUGGACAUGGUGGUGAAUGAGUCAAUGAGGCUGUAUCCUAUUGCCAGUCGAUUGGAGAGAAUGACGAAGGCCUCAGUUGAAGUGAACGGAGUGACCGUCCCAAAGGGAACUGUCAUUGUGAUACCAGUUUACACUCUGCACCGGGACCCUGCUUUGUGGCCUGAGCCUGAAGCCUUCAAACCUGAAAGGUUCAGCAAAGAGAACAAAGACAACAUCGACCCCUAUGCCUUCCUACCCUUUGGAGCGGGACCAAGGAACUGUAUUGGAAUGCGAUUUGCUCUCGUAGCGAUGAAGCUGGCCUUAGUCAUGGUCCUUCAGAACUUUAGCUUCAUUACCUGCAAGGAGACACAGAUUCCAUUGGUGCUGGGAGUGGAUGGUUUUGUCACACCCGCAGUGCCCAUCAAACUGAAGCUGGAGCCCAGAGCCAAUGAUUCUCCUUCAAUCUAACUCUGAUUGUGAGGCAGUAACCAGGCAGCUCUGACCCUAACCUGCUUCAAAAUCAAGUCACCAGUUUAUGUACCGCUUUUAGAAAAAAAA
This is a messenger RNA of Paralichthys olivaceus (Japanese flounder), 1496 nucleotides long. The record is from RefSeq and is a predicted model, not a curated record. Lineage: Eukaryota; Metazoa; Chordata; Actinopteri; Pleuronectiformes; Paralichthyidae.